Molecule: messenger RNA, 975 nt
Organism: Parastagonospora nodorum SN15
Lineage: Eukaryota; Fungi; Ascomycota; Dothideomycetes; Pleosporales; Phaeosphaeriaceae
Exons: 2
Coding region: 1-909 (302 amino acids)
Biological process (GO): iron-sulfur cluster assembly
Source: RefSeq, a predicted model, not a curated record
AUGAUUAGGAACGCGAUUGCUAAAGGCAACUCAUCCGGAGCCGUCGGCGGCGCAGCAUCAGCAUCCAAUCGCCGCGGCAAGCUGACAUGCAGUGCAUGGGUGUGGGUGGUGGUGAGCGCGGUGAUGACGGUUGGUCACCUGGUGCAUGUGGUGGUGCAGGAUGGCGAUCAUUCCAUGGAGGGGCGCCAAGCCUAUUCUUUUCAGAAGGAGUCUCCCACUGCACGCACAAUUCCCUCUGUAACGGGCAGCUGCGACGACCACCUACACUGUCACCGAAUUGCAUCUGACUCGGCACGUGUCCUCCACCACGCCAUGGACGACAAGGAUAAUGCAAACCCGACCAUCCUAAACCCCUCUGAUCUCCCUUCCCGCCGCAGCGAGACAACGGUGAAGCGACGUGACAACGGCAGCACGGGCCUGUUCGACGACCUGAUUCCGCGCUACAACUAUCUCAACGACCCGUUUGAGGAAGCCGUUUCAGCAAGUGAUUCUGAUGAUGAGGAUGUCGCCGUAGAGAGCAUCGACGAGCAGGAAAUCUAUGACCUCAUUUCCACCAUCUGUGACCCUGAACAUCCUCUCUCGCUCGGGUCCCUCUCCGUCGUCAAUCUGCCGGACAUUCACAUCCUCCCGCCGACUUCCCCGCUUUCGUCCAUCAGCACCGUGGUCGUCGAGAUCACGCCGACAAUUACCCACUGCUCGCUAGCAACCGUCAUUGGUCUGGGUGUGCGCGUACGCCUUGAACAGGCCCUGCCGCCACGCUUUCGUGUCGACGUCCGCAUAAAGAAGGGCACCCACAGCACGGACGAGCAGGUGAACAAGCAGCUCGGAGACAAGGAGAGAGUCGCUGCUGCUCUCGAGAAUGGGACCUUGAUGGGGGUUCUUCGGAAGAUGCUGGAGACGUGCGAGUAGAGCACAUCGCUUGCUUCUAUUUCGACGACUUCUAUUCUGAUAAUAGACGACUUGUUUGCCGAUCAA